This is a messenger RNA of Petromyzon marinus (sea lamprey), 2444 nucleotides long. Its product is annotated as homeobox protein Hox-C6a. Gene Ontology annotation, cellular component: nucleus. Gene Ontology annotation, molecular function: DNA-binding transcription factor activity, RNA polymerase II-specific; RNA polymerase II cis-regulatory region sequence-specific DNA binding. Gene Ontology annotation, biological process: regulation of transcription by RNA polymerase II; anterior/posterior pattern specification. The record is from RefSeq and is a predicted model, not a curated record. NCBI's taxonomy places the organism in Eukaryota, Metazoa, Chordata, Hyperoartia, Petromyzontiformes, Petromyzontidae.
GACCGGGGACCAGGGCGAGCGGGGCCCGCACGAGGGGAGGGAGGGGGUGUGGAAUUUCGGGGACCACUGAAUCCCCGGGGAUCGGGAUAUCCCUCGCAACUGCGGAUAUCGCCGCUACCCCCCCCCCCCCACUGCUUCCACCCCACCCACUUCCUCACAGAGCGAGCGGGAUCGACGCGGACGCUUUGUCGCGCGGUUUGCGCACGGUCGCUGUCGGUUGCUGUUCGCCUGACUUUGUGUACACCUCGCCAAUUGUGUGCAACAAGAAGAAACAAAACCGACGGGAGGGGCGGAGGGGGGCGAGGUUACAAAUCUCGGGACCGAAACAACUCGACGAGUGAGAAACGGCGCGCACCGCGCGUGCUCGUUCGCGCUACGUAUCGAGCGCUCGCGCGCUGUAAUUAAAGCGCCGUUAAGUGGCCUCGCGCACCUUGACUUGGCCCAGGCACCCAGCUGAUACCCACCCUUCGCUGGAGCGCCUUCAUCACCAUCCUUGCCAUAUACAUUUUCUGCGCGUUCGUGUCGCCGGGCAAAGCGUGCGGGGUGUUGGGUGGGGGAGGAGGAAGGGGCGGUGGGGGUGGAGAGGUGUCGACGAAAAAUACCGAAAUCACGCUUUCGGUUUCAGUCGAUUGUUGUCGGUUAUAUAUAUAUUUUUUAUGCGUUUAGCGGCGGCGGUAACAAUCAAACAAAAAAUUCCCCCGGCAAAAAAAAAACAACCCCACCACCACCACAAAACAGAAGAAGGGGAAGAAGAAGAAGAAAAAUAAAUCAAACGAUUAAAAAAAACGGAUGAGAGAGAGAGAGAAGCGCGCAGGGCUUGAAAAGAGGGAAUCGGCUGCAUCACGAGCAGCAGUUGCAUCAGCAGCAGCAUCAGCAGCAGAAGAAGAGGCGGGUUUGCCAUCCGCACUCAGCCGGCGCUGCCGCGCUCUGUGCUGUCUGGUCGUGCCAUGUAAAAAAAAAAAUUCCUCUCCCACCCUCGUCACCUCCCCUCUCAUUGGCUCGCCGCCGGUCAGCUGACCGCUCCCCGCUCUCGAUUUUCUGGCGCAGGGCCAUGCCGAGACACUUCAUUUUGCGAAGAAGUGGAAAAAAAACUAUAACUUAAACCCCAGACUUGUGGGGAAAGCUUGCAAAUAUUUAAGCACCCGCCCGCCAGCCCGCGGGAGCCGAGCGACAUGAGCUCCUAUUUCGUGAACUCGGCCUUUUCCGAAAGUUUAGCGGGGUCCGCCUCACAAGAGCUCUACCCCGAGCAAGCGUCCGCCCUCUACCCGCUCGGAUACGAGCAUCUGCGGCACUUCCCAGCCCCGUACGGCCCGGCGACGCUUCCCAACAGGACCUACCCCGCGUCCCAUCACGCCUACUACCCGUCCCAAGCCAACUGCUCGUUCGGCGCGAGCCGGGCAGCCUACGACUACAGCUACGCCGGCUACUACCGUGACAAGGAGGCCGUGGGAGGGCUUGCGGCGCUCGCCGGAGAGACCUCGCUGCCACUCGCGCUGCCCGGCCACGAGGGUAAAGAGGAGGCGGCCACGCAGGCCCGCGUCGGUGGUGCGCACUCGCUCUCGUCGCCGUCGCCCUACGAGCACAAGCAGACGGUGCCCAUCUACCCGUGGAUGCAGCGCAUGAACUCGCACAAUGGGCUGGGGCUUGGCACAGACCGGCGACGCGGCCGCCAGACCUACUCGCGCUACCAGACGCUGGAGCUGGAGAAGGAGUUCCACUUCAACCGCUACCUCACCCGCCGGCGCCGCAUCGAGAUCGCGCACGCGCUCUGCCUCACCGAGCGCCAGAUCAAGAUCUGGUUCCAGAAUCGGCGCAUGAAGUGGAAGAAGGAGCACAAUAUCCCGAGCCUCUCGAAGGAGGAGUGCGAGGCGGCUGCGGCGGUGGCGGCGGCCGCGUCGGAGGGCACGCCGAGUGCGUGACUUGCACCGGGCCGGGACUUCAGGACUUUGCAUUUUUACAACGAUACAAACAAAAAUAUAUGAAAGAAAAAAAAUCACACGCACACGCGCACACGCGCACAAAACAACAAAUCUUCCGCGCAGUUAAGUGUGUCAUUAAAACAAACGUAAACUAUGUUGUGCACUAUAAUUACAACCAUGGUAAAAUAUUUUCUUGUUUGAUAUUAUUAUUAUAAUUAUUGUACACGUAAAUAUUUUUUUUUACAAUUGUGUCCAUUUUGCUGUCCUUAUAUCAAUGUGUACAAAAGAUGUCGCAUAUUUUGUUUGAAAUAGUGGCCGUAUGUCCAUAUACACGAUCGCCUAUGUAUAAUUGGAAGUAGUUAAAUGGAACGUGUUCACAUAUUCUUGAAAUCGAUGUCUGUAAAAAAGAGAGCAUUUGUAAAUGUAUUGUAAAAUCGUCGUGUGAUUUACGUAUCUUUAGUGUUACAAUGCUAUCACUUAGUGGUAUUAAUGUAUCUGAAAUAAAAUUAUUCCAUGUGAACUGCA